UGCCCGGCCGAGCAGCACCGCCUCAGGCCGCCAGCGCGCUGGCGUAGGCGGAGAGCGGUAGCCCGGCAGCCCGGCAGCGGCAGGCUCCUCUCCGGCUCCCCAGCAGCGGCUCGGCCGCCCGGCGCCCCCCGCCAUGAGAAAGUUCUGCCUCUCCACGGUGGGGAUCCUGUCCAUGACCCUGCUCAUCGCCAGCGUCGCCCUGCUGGUGGCCCACGUCCUCCAGAGAGCGGUGGACCUGCACGUGAAAGAGGGAACAGUACUAAAGAAUGGCACAGAAACCUUUGACCUCUGGGAAGACCCUCCUCCACCAGUCUACAUGCAGUUCUACUUUUUUAACGUGACCAAUCCUCUAGAAGUGGUCAGUGGAGAUACCCCUUUUGUGGAAGAAAUAGGGCCGUACACCUACAGAGAGUACAGGCCAAGAGUGAAUGUUCAUAUUUUGGACAAUGGCACCAGAGUCUCUUCUGUGAACCCAAAGACCUAUGUAUUUGAACCAGAGAAGUCUGUUGGAGACCCUGAAGUUGAUCUGAUCAGGACAGUAAAUAUUCCUGCAGUGACUGCAAUGGAAUGGGCCAAAUCGACUUCUCUACGGCUACCUACAGAGAUUCUCCUAAUAUUAUACCAAGAAAACUUGUUUAUGACACACACUGUCCACGAAUUACUGUGGGGCUACAAAGACAAACUUUUGUCAACCCUUCAUGUGCUUCAUCCUGAGAUUGAUUCAGAGUUUGGCUUAUUUAAUAAGAUGAAUGGAACGGAUGACGGUGAAUAUGUUGUUCUCAGUGGGAAAAUGAACUACCUUAACUUCUCGAAGAUCGUGGAGUGGAGAGGAAAAGAGUCACUGAACUGGUGGACCACAGAGUCAUGUAAUAUGAUCAAUGGGACAGAUGGAAGUGCUUUCCACCCAUUGAUAAGCACAGAUGAAACAAUUUAUGUCUUUUCUUCUGAUUUCUGCAGAUCUCUGUAUGUAACUUUUGAUAGCUUUGUGAGUGUGUCUGGAAUCCCUGCCUAUCGGUUUGUGCCCCCUGAAAAGGUGUUUGCCAAUACGUCAGUGAACCCAGACAAUGCAGGAUUCUGUGUGCCAGCAGGAAACUGCCAUGGCUCAGGUGUCCUGAACGUCAGCGUCUGCAAGCAGGGUGUCCCGAUCCUUUUAUCGGCCCCACAUUUUUACCAAGCAGAUGAGAAGUAUAUUAAGGACAUACAGGGCAUGCAUCCCAGAAAGGAGGAUCAUGAAACAUUUCUGGACAUCAAUCCUCUGACGGGGAUAGUUGUACAAGCAGCCAAGAGAAUGCAGAUCAAUGUUCUUGUCAGAAAACUAGAUGGAUUUAUUGAAACAGGCAGCGUCAGAACAUUGGUUUUCCCCGUGGUGCAUGUAAAUGAGAGUGUUCUGAUAGACGAAGCAUCUGCCAAAAAACUGAAGAGCGUUCUGUUUGAAGCCACGGUUGUAACCAGCAUCCCCUUCAUAAUCAUGGCAUUAGGAAUUAUUUUGGGGAUUUGUUUCAUUGUGCUCGUAUGCAGGCCCCCUGGAACAAGGGAAGAGGUUAGAGAAGUGUUAAUAGACCCAGAGUAAGUGCACCCAAACAAAGCUAUGCAGCCAGUUUAAGAUACACGGUAAGAGUUCUGAAGAGGAAAGGGCUCCGCUCAUCAGGACAUCCUAAUCUUCUUUUUUUCCCCUUCCCAUGUGAGCUUGGUGAAUACACUAUGCAAGUUGAUCUAAUACCGAACACUACCCGGCAUUCAGCAUUCUAAAAACCCACCAUGCUAAUUAUAAUUAUUUGUAGUACAGGGAUGGAAAAAACUAAAAUGCUAGUGAAUGAGGAAACUGUUCUUCUCAGCUGCUAAGUAAGUUUUAAAACCAGAUAUUAAAAUGACUUGAGAUCCUGCUUUAUUAACUAGUGUUUAAUAUUCCCAGUGCUGUUGAAAGCCAUAAAAGCUCAGAACCACUAUAUCAGUGAGAGUAUAAUACCCUGAUUCAUGUAUUAGAAUUACGUGGGGUAAACUUUGUAAAUGGACCUUAGUAAUGUGGGCUCCUAAGUCCCUUUUGAAAAUGGAACUUAAGCAUCUUUGAAAAUAUUGCCCUAGGUUUAAUUUUGUCUUUUGUGUAGAGUACACUUGACUUCUUAUUAACAGAGUGUGAAUGGAUUGUUUUAGUAGUUACACAUCAUGCCUUUCACCUCCAAAAUUGUUUUGUGAAUCUAAGCCAAAAUGGUAAAUGAGGCCUAUUUAAUCAUACCUAGUUUUCAGUUAAGAAGCCAAGUACUUGAUAGCACAUUUUCGUACAGCACCUUGAUCUGUCCCAGUAUUGCUUGAAAUCCCAUUGUGUGGUAUUAAUAAAAUGCCCUGGAAAGUUUUUAAUUAAUUGUUUUUUACACUGGAAAACAAAGGGUUGGUUAGCUGAGGGUACAAUAGAGCGUUCUCCUUUUUUCCCGUGUCAGUGUCUCACCAAUAUCUAUUCUGUGGAGAACUGUACAGGCAGAUGUUGCAAGGGUAUUUGUAAUUGCAUUCAACAUUUAGGAAACCUACAGACCUUCUGUGUUGAGGUAUGUUUGGAACAUAAAGGAAAGCAGCAUAAACGUUUUUUAAAAAUACUGGUAGCUUAAAAUAUCAUAAGGGUACCUUUUUUCUCUCCGUGAGGAAGAGCAUUCUCACAAAUAUAUUUCCAUCAAAUAAAGUCAGUGAAAAAUUGAGACCUACUUUUCUGACUGGCUGAACACUCAUGCGUAGGAUAUGUAUCAGAGGGGUAGCCGUGUUAGUCUGGAUCUGCAAAAAGCAAGAGAGAGUCCUGUGGCACCUUUAAGAUGCGUUCGAUGAAGUGGGCAUUCACCCACGAAAGCUUAUGCUCCAAUACAUCUGUUAGUCUUAAAGGUGCCACAGGACUCUCUGUUGCUUUCCACAUGCGUAGGAUGUUAGCCUAUCAAUUGUUCAGCAAUCCAGACCAUUUUGGGCUGGCCCAGUCAGAAAAGCUCAUUAUUAUCACUAUUAUUUAUUAUCUGUAUUACUGUAGCACCGAGGAGCCCAAGUCCUGGACCAGAGCCCAACUGUGCUGUGGUCUAUAGAUUUGUACCAAUCACAGAAGGCUAGAGAAACUGGCAUUGCACCAGGCUGACUUCUUCAGCCAACUGGCUCCUCUCCUAUGCAAGCCAAAACCAACCAAAUAAUAAUCAUCCAAAUUCAGGCAUCUGCCGCGCUGCCUGGCUGAGGAUAAGGGCUCCUGUACAUAAUGGAGCUCCCAACCCAUCGUGAUCUGCAAGUGUGUUCCCAAUGAGUGAGAGACUCAGGCUAGCCAACUACAGCCAUUCAUCUCAAGGGAUUUGCUUGGCAGUAAUGUCUCCAUUUAACCUCAUGAGAGGAAACUGUCCAGCCCUCAUCUGCCCAGUGAUUGGCCAGGAUGAAAAUAAUGCCAUGUGAAAACCCUUGUGGGUGAGGGGGUUUGGAACUCUGCCCUACCUUUACUCCAAAUGUUCUGCGGGAGGGGAGAAUCUUCCUUUGCCACUUGUGUAGAUUCCAGUUGCAGAUACCCUCCUCCCCAUCACCCCAGUCUUUGAGUCCCAGGACCCCUUUCUUUCUUUCCUUGGCUGACCUCUGGAAUAAACCUGCCAGCUAAGGAGAACCCAAUAGCUUUGGCCCAGGGUCCCUUUUAAAUUCUUCCUUGUAUUCGGAAAGGGGCAGCUACAGACUUCCCAGUGCUGCUGGUAAAAGGCUACAUCCCCCUCAGAUGAAGGGCCAGCCUUCCUUAGCUGGGGAAACUGAGUCAUUAGCUGCAGAGCCUGUGUUCUGGGAAUGGGCCAUUUGCCUUUUGCAGUACGUUAUGCUAAAUCAGGAACUCUAGAUCACCUUUCUGUCUCAGUCUUUAUGUUGUACAGGUCAGAUCAUUGUACGAUCCACAUUGAAAUAUAGCACCGUGUGGAAAAGCUAUCUGUGCACAACAACGGUAACCUACAAAUCAUCUACAAAGCCUCGGGUAUUUUCUGAGGAAGUCAUUUUGAAAGCAUUAUUCCUGAUAAAACGACAAGGCCUCAGGGUGAAAUUCAUCCUAGCGCAGAGGACCAGCAGAGGGACUACGCACUGCUGCAAAAUACCAGUCCUCAUGCCACUGUCCAGACCAAGUAGUCGUGGACUCGGCUGAGAUGUCAGGAACAGGUUUUGUCCCAAGGACUCAACUGCUGUGCAGGAUCCCCUGCCCUGGGGUGAAUUUAACCCCAACAUAUCCAUUUUAAAAUGUUACAUUCUGGUUAUUGGGUCAGAUCCUCAGCUGAUGUAAAUCCAUGGAGCGCUGUCAAAGUCAGUGAUGCUGUGCCAAUUUACAUCUCUUCAGGGUCUGGCUCAUUAUUCCUUUCCAUUUAUUGAUUAAUUAGCCGAACUCUUCAAAUGUCUGAAUGACUGUGUCUAGAGGUUUGUGUAUAUGCUACAGCAGGUUAAGCUGCUUCUUGGUUUUGUUACUUCAUUGCUCCAAUGUUUCCAUUCUCUACCUUGCUCUGAAGAAUUUCCCCCCCAAGGAACAUCUGUUUCUUAAAUCUCCACUAGACCAUAGGGAAGAGGUCUUAUCUGUCUAAAAUACAGGAAAGGUGGUUAUUUUAAUAAAAGUUUCCAUUUUAUUUUUUGCAUGCUCCUGCUGUUACGUCCAUUCCUGUACAGCUGUCCGGUUUCGCUGCGCCUUCUAAUUUUCAAUGUGUAGUUGGAAAUCUGUUAAAUGCCAUGCAAAGUGACUGUCAUCAGGUUUUAAAACACGUGCAUGUCCGUUAGAGGUGAGCACUGUGGGCAAAAUGCCAACAAAAUCACAUUCAGUUGUACUUUAUAGACGCAGGCUUUUUUAGUCCAUGGAACAUCUAAUUCUUUCUGGAACUUCUCAGCAACUAACUCGCAUGUAAAAAAUAUAGUACGUUCUGUAUUACAAGCGGGGUGUGCCAAAGCGCUCAGCAGUGGCCUGACGCUGCUCCCGCUGAAGUCAGUGGGAGUUUGCCAGUGUUGUCAAUGGGAGCAGGCAUAGGCCAUCAACAAACACAUUUUAAAAUCCCAUGUGUUACAGAUACAAAUAGACGCAUAGAUAUUAAGCAGUUUGGAGAAGGGUGUGUGCAUUUCUAUGUAAGGCAAGAGCAAAAAUGACUACAGAGUUAAAAGCUAAAACCCAUUGAAGCAGGAUGCAUGAUACAAUUUUAGAGAGUGUUUUAUUUCCUUUUAGUUUUGUGAAAACGGUACAUUGCAGUUUGGUGCCUCUUAAUGGAGCAUUCCACCCCCUCUCUCAAUCCAGCACAUACAAAAAGUCAAAUAUACCUGUGGGAGAGCCAUUUUAUUGGAUGCCAGACCUUCCAGCUGUGUUUUAUAAAGGGUCAGUAUAUUUGAUAUGCAGGGACAGUUAUCCUUGACAGGCCUUUACACUGUUUCUUUGUAAACUGUCCCCUGGGUACCUUAAAAAUCCAGAAUCCCAUUUGUUCAUCUUUCUCAGCUGUUAACGUGUAAAGAAACACUACAAAGAAUAUCAUUCUCUGGAUGCACACAUGCAACUCACAAUAGAAGCUAAUUAACACUGAAAGGCAGCACAGUCUAGUGAUUAGAGCGCAAGGCUGGUUGUCAAGAGACCAGAGUUGUAAUCUGUAGGGUUAGGGGAUGAAUUAAUAUUAGUAAAGUGCCAUGGGCUUGAUCCUUCAAAGGACAGCUUACUUCACUGUGAGUCAAACACUCAGUACCUUGCAGGAGUGCUAAGAUCACUGUAUGAUAGUUCCUUAUAUACCUAUUAUUAAUAACAAUUACUUGUGCCUGCAUCCAGGGAAGAUGAUCCAUCUAUAAUCCUUUUGUUCAGCUGUUCUGUAAAGCAUUGUUUGUUUCACACAGUGGAAGUGAUUCCAGGCAGUGUUAGAUACUUUUUUAAUUAUUGAAGACUCACGGGAGAUAAUUGUCAAAUGUUAUUUGUUGAUGGAUUUCGUAUUUGUUUUCCUGAGGCUGACUGUUGAAGAGGAGAUACUCAUAGCAAUGAUCAGUAUGUUUGCACACUUGAUUCACUUUCUGUGACUCUUGCAAUUUUUGUUUCCACUAUUAAUGCAGAUCAAGUGUUGCAUUAAUAAAAGUUAAUGUUUCUAUAAAAA
Molecule: messenger RNA, 6080 nt
Organism: Trachemys scripta elegans
Lineage: Eukaryota; Metazoa; Chordata; Testudines; Emydidae
Gene: SCARB2
Product: scavenger receptor class B member 2
Exons: 13
Coding region: 134-1570 (478 amino acids)
Biological process (GO): protein targeting to lysosome; receptor-mediated endocytosis
Cellular component (GO): membrane; lysosome; cytoplasm
Molecular function (GO): scavenger receptor activity
Source: RefSeq, a predicted model, not a curated record